AGAGAAGAGACCUACGCAUCACCGGGCACCGGACACCUCUCGCGCGCACACCAUCCAGAAUUGAAAUAUUCCGUCCGCACUCUCACUACUACAGUAUUCAAGGCGCGGCUCGAACUAUAACAGACAACAGGUGGAAAGGAGAUAGACAAGCAAAACUUUUUCACAACUCAGAGAUUGUGUUUACUGACUCCGCUAUUCUGCCGCGUAAAAGGAACAUAGGUAGAUAGACCUAAUUGGAAGGAUAACUACAGCAGGUGUAGUGAGAAAGGGGAGGCUGCAAGAGAACCUUAGCCUUUGGACACACGCACCCAAAGGAUUCUUCGUUUUUUCGUCAACAGAAACGUAUUUAUUUAGGAAUCCAAAUAAUCUACGAAAUCUUUUUUUUUCAAGAUGGCAAACUCGGGAAUUCAACUUUUAGGAUUCGCCCUGUCACUCGUCGGUGUUAUUGCACUCAUUGUGGGGACCAUUCUGCCACAGUGGAAGAUGUCUGCGUACAUAGGAGACAACAUCAUAACGGCGGUUGCCAUGUACCAAGGAUUAUGGAUGUCAUGCGCUUUUCAGAGCACAGGGCAGCUCCAAUGUAAAAUAUACGACUCGAUCCUGCAGCUCGACAGUGCUCUCCAGGCCACCCGUGCCCUGAUGAUCGUUGGCAUCAUCGUAUCCAUCGCUGGGCUGGGCGUGGCCACCAUGGGCAUGAAGUGUACCACCUGCGGAGGGAACAACAAAGUGCGCAAGUCUCGGACCGCCAUGACUGGAGGCAUCAUCCUACUGAUUGGAGCUCUGUGUGCAGUAGUGGCCUGUUCAUGGUUCGCUCACAAUGUCAUCCGGGCCUUCUAUAACCCUUAUACUCCUGUCAACACCAAGUUUGAGUUUGGAGCAGCCAUCUUCAUUGCCUGGGGAGGUUCUUUCCUGGACGUGCUGGGGGGAGCCAUGCUGGCAUCUUCCUGCCCCAGGAGUAAAAAGCCGGUGCCCAAAUACCCCGCCAUGAGUGGCGUGAGCGCCCGCUCACCCCCCAGCAGCACCAAGGAGUAUGUGUGAGUGCCCUCUACUGCCGAUAACCGGAAUAACAGAAGCUUGAACAUGAAAGAGUUUGUACAUGGAGUCGAACGUGACUAGUCUGUUGUACUUAUGGGGCGAAAUGUUUGUCGCGCAAAAGAGCACAGAUAUGUAUAAGAAAUACCGUAAACUUCAUUAUAUUCUGGCACCGUGAUUUAAUCUGAAUCUUUUCUUCAACAAUGUGUAGUAAGGAUGCGGUUAUUUAACUAGAGUUUAGUAAACUGAGCAAUGCAUAAAGAGUAACGCAUGAGUUUCAAAUUAAACCAGCUGCCAGAUUACAAUGAGAUUUACAUUUUUUUUUUUUUUUUUUGCACAGAUCUGUGCUCUUUUGGACAGCGUAAAUGUUGCCCAUGAAGUUUGCAUUUGGGGGGCAUAUCGGGAUAGCAUGACAGGAUGACAAAAAAAGAAAGAAUUACUGGAUGUGAAUAUAGUUUUACAGAGUAGACAGCCCGACCCCCCACCCCAACAAGACUAUCAUGCAGUAGUUUGUUUUUGAGUGACGUCUCUCACCCCCUCCCAACAUUCCACAAAUGUUUCUGAAUUUAUGAGUGGGCCUCACAAAUACACUGUAAUUGGUUAUUGGAUGCGCCUUAUAUUAACAGACCGUGUCUUAGGGUGUAUGUUCUCGUAUUACACACACACACACACACACGCACACACACACACACACACACACACACACACACACACACACACACACACACACACACACACACACACACACACACACACUUCUCGUAUUACAGCCAAGAUGCAGCAUCAUGGCAAACACUCUCACCCCCCUGUAAGAAACACUGUGUAUUUAAUUUAGCAUUUCCAUUGUAAUUGAAGGUAAUAAAUUAAACUCGGUGUGGUGCUAAGGGCAUACUUUUGGCAUACUCAGGGGAUGGCUAUGUAUGUAUAAUAGCAAAAGGGACUAGCGCGCCACCAGUUCUUUUACAAUGGAGUUUUCUGUAGACAUGACUGUCUCCAAUGGCGUUCAAGCCAAGUGUUGACUUCACACUAGUUGUGAGUGACUGCAUACACUAUGGUGAAUCCCCAAGCAAUUCACUACUGCACUCCAAAAGGGAGAGGGCUUUUCACACAGGCCUGCAAUAUACUCUAUCCCAUUAUAAAAUAUCUUUCACCACAGUCAUUCUUAACAGGUGCCUUCACUAUUACUAAGGAGUUUGUUUUUAUUAUUGUAAUACACUAUAUAUAUUAUUAUCAUCAUCAAACAGGUUUUUAUUUAUGUGUUUGACCAUUUGUUAAUUACUCUGUAUGAAGUCUUGCUCUGUUCUGAUGUCCACACUAGCAGUCUACCUAGGACGGAGCAAUAUGUUUGGAAUGCAUUCUAUAUAGUAUGCUAGAGUUGAGUUCUGAUUGUAGCCUCUGUUUGUGUUUUAAAUGUAGCAGAAUAUGGUAGUACCAUUCCCAAGUGCUAGUGUAGUCUUGUGUCUCCAGUUCAGUCUUGUGUUUUUGCUUUUAGCUUUAGAUGGCAUAAAUCAUAUUUUAUGUUUGAUAUUUGUGAUCACCGAGAAAGCUCAACCAUCCUGCCUUUGACUGAAAAGAUGCUCAGCAGAAUUUUAACCCUGGGUGCUUUUGUAUUAGGUGAUGUUGUAAGCAUAGAAAUACAAUUAUUAGAUUGUAAUGGUAACUAGAUUACUAAAUAGUAAUUAUAUUUCUAUGGUUGUAAGAUGUCCAAAAGGUUUCUAGAAAUUUUUAUUUUAAUAAAUGGCCAUGUAGCUUACAAUAUAAUACAUGUUCUUGUACAAUUUGUAUAUCUAGCCCGUCUUUCUUUUAUUGAAAGUUGAUCCAAUGGUUCUUGUUUUCUCAUAACAACAGUUAAAAUGCAAUAUUAUAACUAUCAAUAUCCCAAUAUGGAACAUCUCUGAUAAUAAAAUACACAACAGGAAUAUUAUACAACGGGUGAUUUGUGUUCUUUGUCGUAUUUGGUUCGACAUGGGGGCUCGUAUUUGGCUGUUUAGAAGUACGACAUGGGCGAGUGUAAUUCUGGAGGUUGCAUUUCAAUCAUAA
Messenger RNA from Salmo salar (Atlantic salmon), 3072 nucleotides. RefSeq names its product claudin-7-A. Gene Ontology annotation, cellular component: bicellular tight junction; membrane. Gene Ontology annotation, molecular function: structural molecule activity. NCBI's taxonomy places the organism in Eukaryota, Metazoa, Chordata, Actinopteri, Salmoniformes, Salmonidae. The record is from RefSeq and is a predicted model, not a curated record.